AUGCGUUUCCUUGUUUACGGACCCUAUUCGCGGCGUGUUAAAACAAAAUAUCACUAGACUCGAUGCGCGAAGUUGGAGGCUCUGGUUGCAGAGAAGGAAACUCAAAUUGCUGAGAUACUAAAAGAGGGUGAACGCAUGGCACAAGAACAAUUGAAGACCAACAACAUCAUAAAAUCUUUACGAGCGAAGGAGAAGGCGAAUGAACAAAAAAUGCAACGGACGAGCUCAGCCCUGACCAGGGCACAGACUGAAAUCGAGCGCCUUAAAGCCGAACUUGCUACUGCCCAGGGUAGCGAGUCCAAAAGCUUAGGUGCCCUCAACCAGGUGAAUCGGCAAAAUCUAAAACUGGAAAAGGAUUUAGCUGCCUUAAAUAAUGAACUUGGUCUCUCCCGCGAGAAGGUCAAACACCUUGAGAAGACCGUUCAGGCGCACGAGGCGGGAAAACAACAAAUGGUGGAAAAACUGGAGGAAACGCAAAGGCAUUUAUCGGCUGCUCAUAGCCGCCUUGAGACAAUGCAGGGUUCUGAGCAGCAACAGGCUGCUCUUCAUGAAGAGACUGAUCGUUUGCGCAAUCAAAUCGAUGAGAUGCGUAGGGCCGCCUCCAAACAACAACGCAGCCUUGAGCAGGCUCGUGAACAAUCCGCCCAGGAAGUCUCGUACUAUCGCUCACGUCUUGCCAACGCUGAGACGCAACUGGAGUUGAUGGGUGAAACCGCCUCCUCAGUGGCCAAACCCCUGCUUUCCAGGAUUGAAUCCCUACAGAGCAGUCUGGAUGAUCAGACCGCCGCAUUUGAACAGACCGAACAACGGCUUUCUGCCCAAAUUGAGGAUCUACAAGCCAAACUUUCCGCGUCCGAACAAACCGAUCGUGAACUCAAACAGCGCCUGAUUGAUUCAGAAACAACCAUUGCUACGCUUCGGGAUGAACUCAAAAAGGCGAAGUCGGAAAAAGAUGAGAUGCAAAAACAGUUAACUGAAUCUUCCAAUCAACUGCAAGACAUGGACACAUUUCUGCAGAGACUUCAGGGUGACAUUAUGGCAGCUAAUAGAAAGGUGUCGGAGGUUCGGAAGACUUGUUCAUCCCUUGAGGAAGAAAAUCGAACGGAACGUGAAGUUUCAGCCCACUUGCGAGCGGAAUUAAAGGAGGCAAGGACUGCACUGCAGGAAAUUGUCUCCCGCAAAAAUUCGGUUGCGGAGGGCCAUGUAAAGAAUUCCCCCUCAUCACCCAAAACAUCAACAGUGUCGAUAGCCUCUGUGGAUGAACGCUCGUCGCAACGAUCCCUCUCGUCAUCCGAAACCCCCACGUCCACUCCGGCUAUUCAACCCUCCUCCGCCCCUAUGCAGUUUGCUAGCAGUCUUGAAUACCUACAGGCACGUAAGCACUCGGACUUUUCCUUCCCUGCGGAUUAUCGCGAAACCUUUUUAGCAAAGCAGACCACCAUGCGUGUAUAUUGA
This is a messenger RNA of Dibothriocephalus latus, 1455 nucleotides long. NCBI's taxonomy places the organism in Eukaryota, Metazoa, Platyhelminthes, Cestoda, Diphyllobothriidea, Diphyllobothriidae. The record is from the annotation of a GenBank genome assembly.